Messenger RNA from Bursaphelenchus xylophilus (pine wood nematode), 5960 nucleotides. The record is from the annotation of a GenBank genome assembly. Lineage: Eukaryota; Metazoa; Nematoda; Chromadorea; Rhabditida; Aphelenchoididae.
AUGGAUUCGGACGCGUUUAAGGUGCUGGAGAAGUAUUGCAGGCGCCGCUACAGACAUGGCUCGGCCCACUACUGCGCCGAGACUUCGACGGCGAAUUUUGGGUCCGAUUUUCAUAAGAUUUCCAGCGAUUUCUUGGCGAAUCCCUCGCCUUUCCAGAGCGCGCAGAACAUCGUGGAGGUUAUUGAUAGUCUAAGGUAAAUUUAGGACACUUCAAAAGAGUUACAGUAAUUUUUGCAAAUUUCAACAGCCUUUUCUUUUGAAAAAUAUUUCAAAAUCCUUGAAAAAGUAUUUCUUCAGUUUUAAAAAUGAGAUUUUUUGUAUUUUCAGUCAAAAAUCGGACGAAAGAUCCCGAUGUUGCCGUGCAUUUAUUUGGUUCAAGAAUUUUCACAGAAAAUAUGGCCUAAAAUACAUCUCAGUGAUUGUGUUAACGAUAGCAUUCGCUUUCCUCGGCGGACUCAUGUUCUAUCACCUUGAGGCACAAGCGGAGAAUGACCGGAUAGAAAACAUGAACAAGGUGGGUAAAUUUGUGACUAUAUGUAAAAUACGCCUGGUUUAGAAAAUUGGCCUUUUAUUAUAUAGAUGUAGAUGGAAAUCGCCGGAAAUUCAAAAUAAGACUUUUUGAAUUUUUUUUUGCAAUAGCAAUCAAAUACACCGUUAAAAUGCCCUUCGGAAAUCUGCCAGGUGUCUUUAAAAUUUUGAAGUCUAUUUUUUUAUUUUCAUGCAAUAAAAAACACACAUAAUUUUAGCCUUCCCGUCAAAAAAAUAUUAUUUUUUUUCAAAAUUUUGCAGGUUUUUAAUGAAAUUUUUGAAUUUCCAGAUAAUCCGGCAACGCCAAGAAAAUUUGGUCUCGGAGAUUAACAGCCUUGUCGAAUCGCCCAGUUGCUUCAAGCAGAAAACUGAUCCGUUCGAACCCCUCAACGCUCGCUGUAAGAAAAAAUUACUGGCUCUGAUCAAAGAUUACUCUGAGAACAUCAUUUUUGAGAACUGCGGACCCGAGACUAAAUGGGUCUGGGAUUACUGGAACGCCGUCUUCUUUGCGCUUUCGUUGAUGACUACGAUUGGUGAGUAAAACAAAAAUUUACUCAGUAUUAGCUAACAGAUAGAGACCAUGAUAUAUAAGGUAAAUCUCAAAAAGAUUGAUUCCGUUUUUAGGCUACGGUAACAUGAGUUGCAAGACAUACGAAGGUCGGAUUGCCACUAUACUUUAUUCGCUGUUUGGGAUCCCCAUUAUGUUGAUUAUGCUGAAUUCAAUUGGGCAUUUCUUCUUCAACAACUUGCAGGCGCUGUGGGAAAAUGUGAGACGGUAAGAUACGAAGAUAUCCACUAAAUAUAAAAAUUGUUUCAGAUGCAUAAAACGGAAGACCCGCCGGUUCCGCCGAUGGGUCCGUCGGAAGAGCGUGGAUGGAGAGAAUCCGGAAGAAAAGGUGUUCAAUGUAAUUAGUGUUUCCUUUUGUGGCUGGUAUAUGCUUUAUCUAACAACCCAUGCCAGUAACUGAACAAUCGCUUCGAAUUAAAUUUUCUCCUCUUUCUCAUCCCCUAUGCGCUCUAGUUCCAUAGAAAGAAGUUUAACUGUAUUAGUCUAAUUCUUCUAGGUCAAUGAAGACAGCGACAUGGACAGUGAGCAAGACAUCUUCCAAACAUACCCAUUAUAUCUGGCUCUAGCUAUAGUUUUCAUUUACAUCAUGCUUUGCUCUUUCGUGUUGAGGAUUUGGGAAGAAUGGGAUUGGUUUACGGCAUUCUACUUUCUGUCUAUUUCCUUGACUACUAUUGGUAAGUUGGAAGUGAUGAUUUUUGACGUAAUUGACUGUUUUAGGGCUGGGAGACGAAAUGCCAGAGCAUCCACACUAUGCGUCAUGUAAGUAUGAAAAAUCAUAGUAUACCGUAAAGCUCAUUUUAAUAUAAAUUUAUAAAAUAUUGAGAUGUUGAGGUGAGGAACGGCACACGUCAAAAUAAAAGUGAAAAAACAAGGAACCCCGGAUCAUUGAUUUUUGACGAAAUGUCGCUGAAUUAUCGAGUCACAAAAGAAAACUUUCCCAGAGAAUUUCGAGAAAAAUGUUUUUUCGAAGAGGAAAACAAUUUUUCAAGCUCGAUAAUUCUGUGGCACUUCGCAAAAAAUCAAUGAUCCGAGAUUCCUUGUUUUUUCAAUUUUCUGAAAGAAUUGUUUUGACGUGCGGCACCUUUCUUUAGGGCCUCUAGUCGAUGAUUUUCUCGUUCUCUCCCAUUUCCAAUAGCCUAAGCUAACGAGGGAAUGGUCUGAACUUCCCCCGGCGUUUGGGAAAGUGACUAGUACAGGUAGAUAAAGCAGGUCAACUUUGCUAAAAAGAGCCACUUUCCAGCUGCGAAAUAAGCCUAGCCGACGAGAAAAACCGACCGAAAGUUCCGAAAAAAUUUCCUCUUUCUCCUCCCUCGGAAAAGAAGAGCGGUGUCCAGUGGUUCGGUUAGCCGAGUGGAUAAAGCAUCCGCUCGAUAUUCUUUUGGGGGUUGGUUCGAUUCCGGGGUCUCACAAAGGGCCGUGAUAAGGCUUUGAUGAGCAAGAUCAAGCUCCACAACGUUUAGAAACAACUAGAAAAGCGGAAGUCGAGCUCUAAUUGCGCCAUUAUCGAUCGAAUUUUUGUGACACUUCGCUCCAAAAAGGUGGUCUUAAAGAUACGAUCUUUUCACCCGAUCAUCCAAAAUUGAGCGACUUGAUAAAUGGUGAAUUGGAAAGAGUAGACAGUUAUCUCUCUGUUAGAGGUUCAGAAAUUUGUAUGUGUUAUUCAGUCUUUGAGAUAUUCGACUUCAAACUUCCCAAAAUUGAGAACUUUGCAAUCGCCUAGCGGGCGACGUUUAGUCACGAAUCCUACAAAAAUGGGUGAUCAGCACUACAACAUCAUUCUCAAUCAUCAUGCAAAGUUUCAGAACGUUUUCUGGCUCGAAACUCGACUUAUUGAGCCAUCUUUCCUGCUAUUAUAAUGAUUGAAAUCGUUGCCCGGGCUUUUCGCAAAAUGACAAAAUCCGUGGCAUUCCGCAACUAGAGAUAUUUUAAUUAUCAAACUCAUCAAACAUGGUGUUUUUGAAAGACAAACCAGACCUACUAUAACAAGAAAAAUUCACUGAUAGGGUCUAUAGCUUUUUUCUGUCAAGAUUUUGUUCAAUACUGGGCUAAAUUACAAUUUUUGUAAUUUCUCGAAGAAGCCAAAAAACAUUAUUUAACAGUACGCCAAACAUUUGUUUUCGUGGCGUGACGCGACCAGAAUUCCGUGAAAAAACGUUGUGCUCUAACAAACCAAAAAAAAAAUAUUUUGCCAUUUUUAUACGUUUUAUACUGGCAUUAUACCAAAACAAUAUUCGUCAACAAAUGAAUUUUUUGGGUGUUUACGAACCUUCAAAGCGAUGGAGUUAGAUCGGAGGUUCUCCGAUCUAGUAAACGAACGACUGCGGACUCCGCGCCAACUCAGGAUGAUGACUCACUCAGUCAUAUGAUCUCUCUCCGCCCACAUGUUUACGCCUAGGGCGACCUUUGGCCUAUGACGCACGUCCGUUGUAAAGUCACAAGAAUGUUCUAGUCCCUUAGGACAAGACUUAGCUUCUGUCCUGGACAUCUCAGCUUUUGUCCAGGACAUCUUGGCCCUUGUCAACGACGUCCGCAGCUCCAUCUUCGACACCUCAUCAAAUGGUACCAUCAUCAGCAUUCCAGAACGUCCAAGUCCCGCCCAGCCAGUGCCCUAUAUAAGCCCAGCCAGUCGAUCAAUCCAGGACGUCCCCAUCGGCUUCGAUCGAUCGGUAUAAAUCUCGAGAUAUUAUUGUCAUAGUAUACUAUUGUUGUGUUGUGUUAUUCGAGCUCAUAAAGGUACAGAAUAUUCUACGUGGGUAUUGUAUUAGACGGUAAGCUAUCUGUGCGCUACGUUGCGGCUUCAGUAUUCUGAAGCAAAGAUCCACCGAAAGUCUAGUCAAGCAGCCCACAGGGUAGGGCAAAGGUAGGGCAUCGCGCUGCCCUCUUAUUCAUCUAACUAUGGAACGUCGAAGUUAUACUCGUUUGGGGAUAGACUUGUCUUUGAAAAAGGCAAAAUAAUUUUUUUGGGUUGUCAGAAUUUUAUCUUGCUCAUCGAAGCCUUGUCACGGUCCUUCGCGAGACCCCGGAAUCGAACCAACCCCCAAAAGAAAAUCGAGCGGAUGCUUUAUCCACUCGGCUAACCAAACCACUGGACACCGUUCUUCUUUUCCGAGGGAAGAGAAAGAGGAAAUUUUUGUGGAACUUUCGGUCGAUUUUUCUCGUCGGCUAGGCUUAUUUCGCAGCUGGAAAAUGGUUCUUUUUACCAAAGUUGACCUGCUCUAUCCACCUGUACUAGUCAUUUUCCCGAACGCUGGGGGAAGUUCAGACCAUUCCCUCGUAAGUACAUAUCUACAAUACAGUUCAGUGACGGACCUGAUCCAGUGGCAAAAAACGUACUAUUUUGCAUCCGGGAAGUACCAAAAAAAACCUAGCAAAAUGCCUCCCUCUCCAAGUAAAACAACUUCUUUUUGAAGGGCGCUCCCUUUCCUUCACAAAAUGAGCGGGCGCGCUUUUGAAAUCGAAGUUUUUUUCACUUGAAGAGGGAGGUAUUUUUUGAUACUUCCCGGAUGCAAAAUGGUACUUUUUUUACCACUGAAUCAGGCACUCGACUGUAUGUACGGCCCAAAAAAUCUUUCGGGAUUGCUGCGGAAUAAGUUGAGAGAUUACGCUGAAAAUUUUGACCAAAAUUUAAUCGCAACCAUAUGAGUAGAUUACUGAUCUUUAAUUCCAAGGUUUGCCCGUUUAAUCUGAGCAAAACUCAUAGCCUGCUCGAAGUUAUAAACCCAAUAUCAAAAGUUCGAAGAGCUUAUGACUAAUUUCUGUUAUCAAACUUUCUGAAUCCCUCUAUUAUUCACACUUCUCCAGGUUUCUUUAUCUUCUUCAUCAUCGGCUUAUCACUCGUUUCGAUGUGCAUUACAAUGCUCCAAAUGCGAGUUGAGAACCGUUACAUGCAAGCGUUGCAAUUGAUCGACGAACAACGACAAACAUUGUUUUCAAAUAUUAGACAGAAGGUUGAUGAGGUAACACACAAUGGGAAUGCAACUUCAGAGCCGGUGGUAGAACUUGCUGAUGAGCAGAGUAAUAGCAACAAUGCAGGCUCUAAGGACGAUGCAAAUAUGUUGGGAGUGAGGUGGAGGGGAGCUGGAAGAUUCUCGAGCAGUAAGUUUAAACAUGAAAACAUGAAAGAAAAGGAGGGUAAAAUACGUCUAACAUAAAUAAAUAAAAUUUUUACCAGUGCUCGAGUUUAAAGAUUUUCAUGAAACUUGACUAAAAAGGAAAAGAAUGAAUUAAUUUUUUGUAGAAAAGCUGAUCAAUAUCUUUGCUAAAAAAUAAAGCCAAUAUUAUGUUUUAUGGACAAAUUCGCAAAAAAAUAUCGAAUUUUCACCUGGAAAACUUGCAAAUGCCUUUGAAAAAAACCAGCCUAAAAUUACGUCAAGUUUCAUCAAAAUCUCGGCUUCGCACUUCGAGCUUCUCGUGCACAUACAUUUAUGGAAAGUAUGAAAAUUUACUUAUUCUUUGUUUCAUCAAAGCCUAAGCUUCCUGUUUCAAACAGUUUACUUUAAGUUUAUAUCAUUAUGUGUAGUUUAAAUCCCCAUUUCAGAAGAGAAUCCCUUCUCCGACCCGUUCUUUUCCUCUCCCAUCCUGCAGACGCUCCUCCGUUACUCGCAUAGCAGUGAUCCUCGAACUCGACUGUAAGUGACCCCCAAUCCAAACAGAUGACAUCGCCCUAUGACAUUUCCUCUUCUUCCAAAAAAGGUUUCCUUUUCAGGUCAGCCGCCUCGGUUCAAAGCAUCGCGCCGCCGCAACGCGCCAAGCCCUCAGGCGCUCCAUUGGCUGAGGUUCGCGAGGGCAUGACGAUUAGGCUAAUUAAUUAAAUCUUUUUUUCCAGAGCGAAAACAUUGACGAUGUGCUCAGAGAGCGGUUGUGA